AUGAUCAUUCAGUGGCAAUCGAUGAUGGAAAAUCUGAGCGACAUUUACUAUCUCGUGCAGCUGAUUAUCCGUCAGGUCUCCAUCUAUCUGCGUGACUUGAUUAUCUACAAAUUCUUCUGGCUGGCCACGGGUAACGACGACUUUGAUCUAUCGGACACAAAGCUUCGUAAUUUAACGUUGAGAAACAUCACCACCGAUAUAUUCGCCUUUUCUAUCAUAUGCCUGGUGCUUUUUCUUCUGGUAGUCCUCUCGUCCAAGUGUGAGAAGAACGAAAGCCAGAUUUACGCGCCUACAGGGAUAGAAACACUCACCGUAGAUCUACCAGACGAUCCUUUCUGUCACUCGAACGCCAGUUCCACAAACUGCUUCCACGCCUGCGGGGAUUCCCUCUGUUCACGCGGACGAAUUCCGAAGAGGAAUUUCUCGGACGAGGAUGUCACCAGAGUUCGAUCGUCCGGCGAGAAGAGGACAAUGAGGAUCCCGAAGAAGUCGAUCUUCGCUCUGAACUCAAUUCAGCCGCAAAAUUCUCAAAGUACCCAAACCACACACAAGAUAUACCAUCAAACCACACAGAAAUGGUUGAUCAGGCGAACGAGAAGCGGUCAGGUUUACGGGAAAUACCCUGUAUAA
Molecule: messenger RNA, 630 nt
Organism: Habropoda laboriosa
Lineage: Eukaryota; Metazoa; Arthropoda; Insecta; Hymenoptera; Apidae
Exons: 3
Coding region: 1-630 (209 amino acids)
Source: RefSeq, a predicted model, not a curated record